Messenger RNA from Exophiala bonariae, 1101 nucleotides. RefSeq lists its product as uncharacterized. Gene Ontology annotation, biological process: transmembrane transport; water transport. The transcript has 3 exons. Gene Ontology annotation, cellular component: plasma membrane. The record is from RefSeq and is a predicted model, not a curated record. Bases 1 to 1101 code for a protein of 366 amino acids. Lineage: Eukaryota; Fungi; Ascomycota; Eurotiomycetes; Chaetothyriales; Herpotrichiellaceae. Gene Ontology annotation, molecular function: water channel activity.
AUGAAUAUCGACAGACCAGGCCGGCAGAUCCGCCUACCAUGGCAGAAGCGUAGAGACAAUAUUCCAGAGGACGAUGAGACACUGGUCUCCCGCCGAGUCCCGAUGAUCAGUAUGUUGCCUCUAGCUGCAAAGAACCAUUUCGUGGCCAUGUCAGGCGAGUUCGCAGGCACAUUUUUGUUCCUCCUUUUCGCCCUCGGCGGGACCAACGUCGUCAAUGCUGCUCCCCAGGAAGGCCAGCCUGUCGAUCUCGCUGCCAACCCCGCCAAACUGCUGUUCAUCGCUCUAUGCUUCGGUUUCUCUCUGGCCGUCAAUGCUUGGGUGUUCUUCCGCAUCAGCGGUGGCUUGUUCAAUCCAGCUGUCUCCAUUGCCAUGAUGAUUGUAGGAGCGCUGCCAUACACUCGAGGGUUACUGAUCAUGGUAUCCCAAGUCCUGGGUGGCAUUGCUGCAUCGGCAGUCGUUUCAUGCAUGCUCCCUGGGCCCCUGAAUGUUCGAACAGAACUUGGUGGUGGCACAUCCGUGGUCCAAGGUCUCUUCAUUGAGAUGUUCCUCACCGCGCAACUAGUAUUCACGAUCUUCAUGCUCGCGGCGGAGAAACAUCGUGCGACAUUCAUCACCCCUAUCGGCAUCGGCCUCUCCCUCUUCAUCGCCGAGCUCAUGGGUGUCUACUACACUGGUGGUAGUCUCAACCCAGCCCGAUCCUUCGGUCCAUGCGUCGUCCUCCGCACCUUCAACAGUUACCACUGGAUCUACUGGAUCGGGCCUAUCCUCGGUGCCUUGCUCGCAUCCGGCUUCUACAUGUUCAUCAAAGCCCUCGAGUAUGAGACAGUCAACCCUGAGCAAGACGGUGAAGGCAAUGAAGGUCGAGCUUUUGAUCCUUCAUCAGGUGUGGAGAGGAAGGUCAUCCCGAAGCCUGGUCGUCAUCCCGACCAGUUUCACUCGGACAAGACUGCUCCUGGGCUUUCACCCACGCGCAACCCUGGAUAUAGCAGAGGUAGCGAUGAUACGGCUGUGGCUCAUCAUGGUGUGGUGGGAGAUCCUAUUCGUACACGUCAGAACCUUGACCCUGAUCUUGAGGCUGGAAGAGGUUUGCCGGCUCCUUGA